AAAAAGAAAAAAAAAAAUCUCAGGAAGUGUGCAAAAAGGAAAGGCAUUUUAGAAGAAUUACCUCGCACGAUUCAAAACCCACAUUCUUUAGUUUCUUUAUCUCACGCAACGAAUAACCCCUUCACUCAUCUUCAUCAUCCCCAUCAAAAUCCUAACAUUCUGUUUUACAGAUCUCUAUCAUCGUCAUCACCCCAAGGAGGAGGAGAAGAAGAAGAAGAAGAAGAAGCAAGCAAGCAAGCAAGCUCGUAGUGAAUAGCGAAUAUCCUCUAAUACCCUUUCUUGGUUUUUUAUAUUGCAAAGGGCUGCUCGGGUUUUCUUCAUUCAAUGCUAGAAUUUACAAAACGGAGGAAAUUGCAUUGUGGGUAUUGAAGCGUUUUUGAAGUCCAAUCGUGGGUUGUAAAGAAUUUGAAGCCUUUGUUUCUGUAGAGGGGUUGGAAUUACGAAGAACCCCAGGUGGGGUUUGUUGCAAAUAUUCAUUUCGAGGAUCUUUCAUUCUUUUCAGCGACACUAACUCGAUUGGAAUUGGUACUUUUUCCACAAUCUUGUAUCAAUCAAUUCAUGAGUUCUUUGAUUUGAAGUGACAGUUUUGUAUCAUUUAAUUUUGAUACAUUUGAAAUCUUGGAGGUUAUAGGUGGAGUUAAUAUGAAGUAAAGUUAUAUGGGGAAUUGAAAUUGGAUAGAUUUCGAGUUGGAAGAGCUGUUUUUUUUGUUCUCUCCAUGUCUAUUGCUUAGCUUUAAUUUGUGUAUCACUAUGUCUGGGGGAACACCCGUAGCGGGUGGUUAUAUGAGGCAGAGGCAUAGCCAGGGAUAUGCUUCUAGUGGUGAUGAUGUUGAAGAUGAUGCAUGUUCGAGGUUUCAAACUAUGUCGUUUCAUACUCCAAAGAGUCGGACGUGGAUUGAAGUUGUAGAGAAUGUCCUUUGGCUUGCUUCUGCUGCUUUCAUUGUAUACUAUGGCGAUAGGCAUUCCAAUAUGAUAUAUCUCUUGUGGCAUGAUGGCCGAUUAAGAAGACUUCCUUUAUACCUUGGAAUGGUGGGAAUCGGUUUAAAUGUUGUCAUCUUCAUUUACACAAGUAUGUCAGCCUGGAGCAUUAGAAGGUUUGAUGAAAAAUGGGAACUAGCAAGCUUGUCAGUUUUACCAAUUGUAACACUUCUUGGGCUUAUCUCCUUUUGCUUGUUGUCAUUUGCUCUUUGGCCAAUAUGGGGUUUCCUGACCAUUCCUCUUCUGUUCACUUUGUUCAUGGCAUGCAUGGUUGUAUUUCCCAAUAUAAUGAUUGGGAAAUUUAGGCCUCAGAGUGAUGUUCUCCGUACAGAUUAACGAACUCGAUCAAAGUGAUGCAUUGGGAAAAGAUUGAUUUUAAAUCACAUAUGAUUAGUUGGACUGGCUUGAGAUAAGAGAAGGUUCUGAUUUGGAUCGAAUAAUUCAUGCUUACCAUGAUUCUCCGUAAGCCAACUGCCUGAUCCUCAAUCGAUUCAAAUUCCGACGUUGCCAGAAUUCUGGCAUUUGCUAUUUUGUUAUGACCACAACCGGAGCAGUAUUCUUAUAUCGUUACAUCUUUUGUUAGCAAAGUACAUUUACUUUGUUAUGUAGUUUAGUUGCCUCAAUUUUUUUCAUUGGAAAGUAGGUGUGUGGCGUGCCUCAUUAUUCAUGUAGGCGAUUCAUUUCAUUUUAGCAUCUUCUUUGUGAUAAAUUUGUUUGUGUUUGUAAGCUAACAUAACUUCACUGGCAUCCUUAGCACAAGGAAAGGGAAAAGGAGAGUCUCAUUAGACAAUAUGAAGUGGUUGAGUUUGGUAGGACUGUAAAGUUAUGAGAAAUACUGUUUCGGUGAAGUUACUUGAAUGAAUGAUUUCUUAAGCAUA
Messenger RNA from Benincasa hispida (wax gourd), 1856 nucleotides. RefSeq names its product testis- and ovary-specific PAZ domain protein. The record is from RefSeq and is a predicted model, not a curated record. Lineage: Eukaryota; Viridiplantae; Streptophyta; Magnoliopsida; Cucurbitales; Cucurbitaceae.